Messenger RNA from Trifolium pratense (red clover), 3273 nucleotides. RefSeq names its product primary amine oxidase-like. Gene Ontology annotation, molecular function: copper ion binding; primary methylamine oxidase activity; quinone binding. The transcript is spliced from 5 exons. Gene Ontology annotation, biological process: amine metabolic process. Lineage: Eukaryota; Viridiplantae; Streptophyta; Magnoliopsida; Fabales; Fabaceae. Bases 666 to 2867 code for a protein of 733 amino acids. The record is from RefSeq and is a predicted model, not a curated record.
AAUCAAAUAGUAGCAAUUAAAAGAAGUGAGUCAUUUUCAGCCAUCCGUGUCAGCAUUUACAUAAAACAAAGAGAUGAGUGGACCGCAACUCCACCCAACGUAAGAGAUUUUCUGACUGAUCAUGAUGCAUCGUAUAUUCAAACAAUAUUUAUUUUGAUAGUGCUUCAACACGUCAAAUAAUCCAAUGUCGUAUAGUGUUAGUGCUAACCGUUUUAAUCAAUGUCUUAAAUAUUCCACUUAAUUUCUUUCAAUCCAUACCACACAAGAAGAAGAAGAAGCGUAUCGUCAAAGACUUGUUCACACUCCACAUACAUAUUACAGAUAUAUAAUAAUACACCUCGAGAAUAUCAAAAUUUGUAGUAUCUUUAAAUAUAUAACAUCAAGCGGUGGUUUAUGUUUCAUUGGUGAAGCAUGAUAAAGAAAGAUUCACAUGACCAAGUCCCAUAUUAAUUGUACUAGUAGCUGAUACUUGAAGUGGUUGGUGAGAUUCCUCUCGUAAUUUUCAGAUUCACCCUUAGCCAUAGUCUUUUGUCCCAUUCUUAUAAGUCUCUGACAAUUUAUAUUCACAUGAGAACUUUCAUCUUGUGUAUUAUUUAACACUCUCUCAAAAUAAUUUGCACACAAACUCAUCACUGAUUGAGAGAGUAAGUAAAUAAUAUAUAUCCAUGGAUGCUAGAAACUUGUUGCGGUUCCUGGUUUUUUCAUUUGGUUUAACACUAGUUUUCCUUGUUACCUGGUUUCACCUUCCAUCAUCACUGACUAACAAGGAAACUCUAAACUGCAACAUUUACUCUGGAUGGUGCACAUCAAAGAACCGUUUCCAAUCUUCCAAUCCAAUCAACAAACCAACAGCAUCCACUCUCCGAAACCAAAAACCGCGACACGAAUCCGAUGUUCCUCACCACCCUCUAGACCCUUUGACCAUCCAAGAAUUCAACGAGGUUCGCGCCGUCCUCUCUACACACCCUCUCUUUAAGUACUCAAACAGCUACACUUUCAAUUCCAUUGUCCUAGAAGAACCAGAUAAAGAACUUGUCCUUAAAUGGAAAAAGGGUCAACCUUUGCUUCCUAGGAAAGCUUCUGUGGUUGCACGUGUAAAAUGUGUCACUCACACUCUAACAGUUGACCUUAGCACAAGUCAAGUAACUAACCAUGAAACAAGGUCACCUUCUUCUGGAUACCCUACCAUGACUAUUGAAGAAAUGACUAGUGUACUCGAUGUUCCGUUCAAGAGCGAUGAAUUCAACCGCACGAUCAAUAAUCGUGGUGUAAAUUUAGCAGACCUUGCUUGCCUUCCGAUCUCUUCAGGGUGGUAUGGAACACCGGUUGAAGAGAAUAGAAGGUUGAUUAAGGUGCAGUGUUAUUCAAGAAAAGGAACUGUCAACUUCUACAUGAAACCAAUAGAAGGUUUAACUGUGUUGGUUGAUAUGGAUAAGAAAGAAGUUGUCUCCAUUACAGAUAAUGGACUAAACAUUCCUGUUGCCAAUGGCAUCGACACUGAUUACCGUUACUCGGUUCAAAAACUCAAUGGAGAGUUGAACCUGAUAAAUCCAAUAUCAUUGGAACAACCAAAAGGUCCAAGUUUUACAGUUGAUGGACAUUUGGUAAAAUGGGCUAAUUGGGAAUUUCAUCUAAAACCUGACCCUAGAGCUGGAACCAUCAUUUCUCGAGCCAAGGUGAGAGAUCCAGAUACAUUGGAAUUCAGAAAUGUGAUCUACAAAGGGUUCACUUCUGAACUAUUUGUGCCUUAUAUGGAUCCAACUGAUGGAUGGUAUUUUAAGACAUACAUGGAUGCCGGUGAAUAUGGAUUUGGAUUGCAAGCAAUGCCUUUAGACCCUUUGAAUGAUUGUCCAAGGAAUGCUUACUAUAUGGAUGGAGUAUUUGCUUCUGCUGAUGGAACACCAUUUAUUCAACCGAACAUGAUUUGCAUUUUUGAGAGUUAUGCUGGUGACAUUGCUUGGCGACACGCCGAGUGUCCAAUCACUGACUUGAAGGUUACAGAAGUGAGGCCAAAGGUAACACUGGUAGUUAGAAUGGCAGCAGCAGUGGCAAACUAUGACUAUAUCAUGGAUUGGGAAUUUCAAACAGAUGGUCUAAUCAGAUCCAAGGUUGGACUAAGUGGUAUACUGAUGGUGAAAGGAACAACCUAUGAGAACAUGAACCAAGUACCAGACGAAGAAUAUCUCUACGGAACACUUUUGAGCGAAAACAUUAUCGGUGUAAUCCAUGACCAUUUCAUCACAUAUUACCUUGACAUGGACAUUGAUGGAUCAGACAAUUCAUUUGUGAAAGUAAAUAUAAAAAAGCAACAAACCUCACCAGGAGAGUCACCAAGAAAGAGCUACCUGAAAGCUGUUAGAAAAGUGGCUAAGACAGAAAAAGAGGCUCAAAUAAAGCUUAAACUCUAUGAUCCAUCUGAAUUUCAUGUUGUGAACCCUUUGAAGAAAACAAGGGUAGGGAACCCUGUUGGUUAUAAAUUGGUUCCUGGUGCUACAGCAGCUAGUUUACUUGAUCAUGAUGAUCCACCACAAAAGAGAGCAGCUUUUACAAAUAAUCAAAUAUGGGUCACUCCUUAUAACAAGAGUGAGCAAUGGGCUGGUGGUUUACUUGUUUACCAGAGCCAAGGCGAUGAUACUCUACAAGUUUGGUCCGACAGGGAUAGUCCAAUUGAGAAUAAGGACAUUGUAUUGUGGUACACAGUAGGAUUUCAUCAUGUACCAUGCCAAGAGGACUACCCAAUUAUGCCUACUGUAUCUUCAAGUUUUGAUCUGAAGCCUGUCAAUUUCUUUGAAAGAAAUCCAAUCCUAAGAAUGCCACCCAAUUUCAAAGAAGAUUUACCUGUUUGCAAGGCACAAGAUUCAGCUUGAGAUUUUCUAUCUCUUGAUUUUAGUCUAUCUAUGUAUGAAUGAUGCCCAAACACAUAGCUCUAAAUAAUUAGUAACAACUUGUAUUGUAAAAUGUGUUUAUGUGUUUUGUAAAUGCCAAAUAAGCAAAUGAGGAGUUGGUAUAAUGGAAGUAGGGUUGGGCACAACUGACCGGCUCGUUUGAUACCGACUGACCUGUAUGUCCCAUAAGCGGGUUAAAUCGGGUGUCAGGUCCUUGGGGUGGCUAAAGAAGUUUAGGGCGGAUUGCAUCGAUUCGGGUGGUUCAUUUGGGCGCGUCAGUGCUUGAACCUGAAAGCACUUUUGCUUUUUCUUUUUAGGAUAGUAUUUGCUAUAUGUAGUUUCUUAAAAAAAUAAAAAAAUAAAUAAAGUACUAUGUAGUUUGUUGAGA